AUGUUUGCAAUGGCAAAAGAAGACAACAACAAACUAAAACGACACAGGAGGUUAGGACUUGAGCCCCCCCGUCGUGCUGCCACCUUGUUGUGGUGGAGAGGCUUGCGUGUCCUAAUGACCUCCAAGGCUAUGCCGGAUAGGGUCUCCCAUACCGGACAGGCUCGGAGCGAGGGACCAGACGAAGAGCAGCACAAGGAGGGGCUCUCCGUG
Iphiclides podalirius (scarce swallowtail) is the source of this 210-nucleotide messenger RNA. Lineage: Eukaryota; Metazoa; Arthropoda; Insecta; Lepidoptera; Papilionidae. The record is from the annotation of a GenBank genome assembly.